AUGGCGCGCUCACACAUCGCCGUCGCCUUGAGCGCCGCUGUCGUCGCCCUCGUGGUCAUUGGACAGCUCGUCGCCCACCUGGGACUCCCCAAUGUCGACCUGUGGCGCUGGACGCUCGAGCAGGGCUUCCACGACCACGACCACGACCACGACCACAACCACAACCACAACCACAACCACAACCACGACCAUGAUCACGACCACGACAUCCAGCAGGACCCGCUCAUAAGCGAUCGAGGGCCCGUCGCGGAUGCAUCGCAGUACCUCAUCGGCGUAGGCAAGGCAGACAUCACCGGGCCCGUCGUCGAGCUCAACCUGAUGGGCUACGCCAACACAUCGCAGGUCGGGACAGGCCUGCGCCAGCGGCUUUACUCGCGCGCCUUCGUCGUGGGCAGUCCGCACGACCCCCGCGAGCGCAUCGUCUACAUGGUGCUAGACACGCAGUCCGGCGACACGGCCAUCCGCAACGGCAUCCUGGACGGCCUCCAAGCGCUGGGCCCCGAGUACGCCGUGUACACAAAGGACAACGUCGCCGUCACGGGCACACACAGCCACUCCGGCCCAGGCGCCUGGCUCAACUACCUGCUGCCUCAGAUCACCAGCCUCGGCUUCGACAAGCAGAGCUACCGCGCCAUCGUGGACGGCGCAGUGCUCUCCGUCCAGCGCGCCCACCAGAACGCCGCCUUGGGCACUGUCGGUGUGGGCAGCGCAGACAUUGCCGACGCCAACAUCAACCGCAGCCUGUUCGCCUACCUCGCCAACCCGGCAGCAGAAAGAGCCAGGUACGCGGACGACGUCGACAGGACGAUGACGCUGCUCAAGUUUACGAGGUCCAGCGACGCCAAGGCCAUGGGCAUCCUGACCUGGUUCGCCGUGCACGGCACCAGCAUGCUCGGCAACCAGACGCUGAUCACGGGCGACAACAAGGGCGUGGCCGCCUAUCUGUUCGAGGAGGAUGCCGCGGCCGACGAGAACAUGGCCGAAGGCUUUGUCGCCGGCUUCUCGCAGGCCAACGUCGGCGACACUUCGCCCAACGUGCUCGGUGCCUACUGCGAAGACGGCACGAACCAGCAGUGCCGCUUCAACGACAGCACCUGCGCCAACGGCAAGAGCCAGGACUGCCACGGCCGCGGUCCCUACUUCGGCCUGAACGACGGCGGCGCAAGGUCGUGCUACGAGAUGGGACGGCGUCAAGCGGAGGGCGCCCGCAGCAUCUUCGACACGGCCAGCUUCACGUCCAUCACGGGCAGCGUGCGCUCGUUCCACACCUACGUCGACUUCUCCAACUACACCGUCCAGCUCAGCAACGGCUCUGUCGCCACCACCUGUCCCGCCGCCAUGGGCAACUCGUUCGCAGCGGGCACGACCGACGGCCCAGGCGCAUUCGACUUUGUGCAGAACGACCCGGGCGCGCCCUCGAAUCCUUUCUGGAACGUCGUCGGCAGUGCCAUUGCGCCGCCAUCAGAGGCGCAGAAAGCGUGUCAGUUCCCGAAGCCUGUGCUGCUGAACGUGGGUGAAGCCAACACACCCUACCCGUGGUCGCCGAACAUUGUCGACAUCCAGGCGAUGCGCAUCGGCCAGUUGAUCAUCAUCGUGGCCCCCGGCGAAGCCACCACCAUGUCCGGCCGGCGAUGGCGCGAAGCCGUGCACGCCGCGGCCAAGACGUCUCGCAUGGCCAGCGAGCCCAUUGUCGUGCUCGGCGGUCCUGCAAACACGUACGCGCACUACAUUGCCACGGCGGAGGAGUACGCAAUCCAGCGCUACGAGGGCGCGUCGACGCUGUACGGCCAGCACACGCUCGCCGCCUUCAUCAACGCAACACUGACCCACCUCCCUUACCUGUCCGACACCAAGCACGGCGCCAUCCCCCCCGGCCCCUCGCCACCCGACAACCGAGACAAAAGCAUCAGCCUGAUUCGCGGCGUGGUCUACGACGGCGCACCCUUCGGCAGCUCCUUUGGCGCCGUCAAGACGGACGUCGACCCCACCUACCACCCGGGCGACACGGUGCGUGCCGUCUUCGUCGGCGCCAAUCCACGCAACAACCUCCGCCUGGAAGAGUCGUAUGCCUCGAUCGAGCGCUUCGUCGACGGCUCGUGGACGCAGGUCCGCAGCGACCGGGAUUGGGACGUUGUGUUUGAGUGGAAGCGAGUGAACAGCCUGACGGGGACGAGCGAGGUUGUGGUUUCGUGGGACACUUUGUUUUCGACUCGGCGUUUGCGUCCAAGCUCAGGUUCAGGUUCAGGUUCAGGUUCAAGCUCCAAUUCAAGCUCAAGCUCAAGCUCAGAGCUAAAAGCAGGCCGCUAUCGCAUCCGCUACUUUGGCGACGCAAAGAGCGUCGGCGGCACCAUCAGCGCGUUCGAGGGCAGGAGCGGCGAGUUUAGGAUCCUGUAG
Messenger RNA from Ascochyta rabiei, 2394 nucleotides. Its product is annotated as Ceramidase. The coding region runs from base 1 to 2394 and encodes 797 amino acids. Lineage: Eukaryota; Fungi; Ascomycota; Dothideomycetes; Pleosporales; Didymellaceae. Gene Ontology annotation, biological process: long-chain fatty acid biosynthetic process; sphingosine biosynthetic process; ceramide catabolic process. The record is from RefSeq and is a predicted model, not a curated record. Gene Ontology annotation, cellular component: extracellular region. Gene Ontology annotation, molecular function: N-acylsphingosine amidohydrolase activity. The transcript has 2 exons.